Molecule: messenger RNA, 735 nt
Organism: Vigna angularis (adzuki bean)
Lineage: Eukaryota; Viridiplantae; Streptophyta; Magnoliopsida; Fabales; Fabaceae
Product: 50S ribosomal protein L29, chloroplastic
Exons: 2
Coding region: 79-582 (167 amino acids)
Biological process (GO): translation
Cellular component (GO): ribosome; chloroplast
Molecular function (GO): structural constituent of ribosome
Source: RefSeq, a predicted model, not a curated record
AAGACGAAGUUGGAUCUUAUCUGCAACGUUCUUGUAUUGUAUCCACUUCGCUGGUAAGAAGAAGGGAGAGAGUGGAGAAUGUUGAGUCUCUCUGUGGCUUCAUCUUCUUCUUCAACCAUAAGCUUUCUCCCGAAGCCGUUACCGUUCAAAUCUUCCUUCACUGGCAUUCAGCUCCGUCGCACUACCACAUGCUCCGUUCCACUCACGAAACGCACCGCUUCGAUGCCUGUGGUGAUGAUGGCUAAGAGGGUGGAAGAAUUGAAGGAAAUUAGACAACUCACCACCGAACAAAUCAACGAAGAGGUUAUUGACCUUAAGGGAGAGCUUGUCAUGCUUCGCCUUCAGAAAUCCGCUCGAAACGAGUUCAAGUCCAGUGAAUUCGGUCGUAUGCGCAAAAGGAUUGCUCGCAUGCUUACUGUGAAGAGGGAAAGAGAAAUUGAGGAGGGUAUUGGUAAGAGGUUGUCCAGAAAGCUUGAUAAAAAAUGGAAGAAAAGCAUUGUUGUAAGACCACCUCCAUCUUUAAAGAAGCUUCGGGAGGAAGAAGCAGCAGCAGAAGCUGCAGAAGCUGAAAAGGCUGCGUGAGCUAACACUUAAUUUGCAAUUUUCAGAGUUCAGUGGUUUUCAUUGUGUAUAAUAUAUUGUUGGUAGUAAUUUUAUUUUGUUCCUGCGAGAAAGUUCAUGUCAUUUAUUUUGUGACGAGAUUCAUGAUCAAAAUUAAGAUAAACAUUUUCUUAA